CAAGCCAUGACGAUCGCUAGGGUUAAAUCCCGCGUCCGAUUCUCCGGCCGGGUCAAGCGAGAUAGAAAGAACAGAAAACACUUUCCAGAAAAUUCGAAACCAAAGAAGACAAACAACGAUACGCAUGGUCCGACAAAAGCCCCCAAAGGUAGAGACCUUUGCUUCGGACGCUACUAUCACCAGACGAACCCGCUGACCGGCUCAGUGUACAUGUUUCCUGUUGAAAUCGACAAUCGAAUUUAUGAUGAUAGCAAUUCUGUUGACGAUGAUAUGGCAUCUUUCCUCAAGAAGCGUGUACUAACUACUGAUGAUCAAGAGUCUGAUGGCGCCUUCAAAAGCGGUCUUAGAACUGCACUAAUACUAUGCAGGAUCUCUCUGGUUACAGAAAAUCCAGAUAUCGCUGGUGGCGAUGCUGAUGAGUACGAUCACGAGCCGAGCGGCGCCUCUAAUGACGGCCACUUAGCUGAACCGAAAGACUCCUGUGUUCCGUCUGUCUCAGUCAUUCUAGACGCAUCAGAAAGCGUCACAGAUGAGAAUGACGAACCACCCAGCUCCCUUCUGAUGCAAGCACCACUAUGGGCGUGGCCGGCGGAGUGGUUUCCGGCAGACUCUAUUCCUGCAGCACCAGCGACUACAACAGGUUCAUCUUCAGAGGUGAAAUGCGGUACAUCAGAUUCAUCACUAGUAACGACAGACACAACGGUAGAUCCAUAUCGAGCCAAGGACAAGACAAUAAUAGAUCCAUCGCCAAGGACAGAAGAUAGUACAGCAGAUUCAUCACCAGUGGUUGGAGAGUCUGUGGAAGUCUCGUCAUCGGCGACAGCAGAUAACACGGCCGUCUCGUCGUCAGUGGUAUCAGAAACUAUAUCAGAUCUCUCGUCAGCUUCGGCAGAGACUAUAUCAGAUCUAUCAUCAGAAUCGGUAGGUGUCGCAGCAGACUCGUCAUCAGCGGCAACAGUUACUGUGACAGGUCUACAUCCAGGCGCGGCAGUUACUACAGUAAACUCGACUUUAGUAACGGCAGCUCCGACACCAAAUUCUGGUCCAGUGGUGAUGAAGAGCACAGCAGCACCCUCUCUGGGACCAUGGCAUAAAUGGUUUGUUCGUCUCUUUGCGGGACGCAAAUCCAACAAGUCUGACAGUCCUCCUCAAUCAACUCCCGAACAACCCAUCUCUAUCAUAUCCUGGGCUAGAGAGCGCAGUAGUUCCGAAGCAGACGUUGUCCUACCUCCACUGCCACGUCUCGAACUCCCGAGAGUCCUUCCAGAAACUCGCCGUAAGAAGAACAGGGUCAUUGAUCGCCCGGGUUAUGCCAUCAACAUCCUUCAAGCGCCUUAUCAUGACUUCAUUGGCCGUGCUGUCCUCGAAGGAGAUGCAGAUGACGCGAGAGCAGUCCAAUGCGGCUUCAAAGUAGCAAGCAACUCGCACAUCGUCCCGCUCGCCCAACGUCGCAACAACUCUGACAGUAGUCUGCUGGACCGCGACGGAGAUGCUUGGGCAGAUUGGAACAAACUGAAUAUCACUGCCGAUGCCAUGCCUUUCGCAAAAUCUCAGUCAGACACCAACUUGCUACACCCUCGGACUGGCGCUCGGAUGGCGCGAAACACCAGUAUGUACAGCGCCGAGUGGACCAAGGGCCAGACUGGCCACUGCUUUCUUGAGGAUGCUGGACAUCGAUACCCUUUUGGAGGACUGGGCUUGUAGUGGUUGAGAAGCAAAAUGUCUUUUGAGCUAUUGCAGAUUGAAUACUCCCACUCAAGACCGACUUGGUGGGGACAGACCGAGUUUACGCAGCCUGUAUAACCAAGUAUGGAUCGCGUCCACUUACCGGGGUUCAGGCUAGCCGUUGAGAUCUAGAUUUCUUAUUUUCCUGGUUUUCUUGAUUUUCUUUCUUGCUUCCGGAGCAUUGGAGUGGGGCUUGUUGCUCGCGCGAAUGGCGUCUAAGCUAUCACUGCUUCUUCAUGGCCUAGUGCCCGCGGGCUAGAAAGGGCGUAGUUGUCGCAGCGUGGGCUCCACAUUUGGAUUACGAAUUGCGACGUGGUCCGAAUUGGAACACUUUGAGCUACAGGUGGCAUGUCCUAGUCCCGUUGAAUCGGGCCGAGAGUCGGCCGUGCUCAUGCUGUUCUCUUACCAUUGCAGCACACUGUACUAUUAGGCGAAAGUGGUCAAACAGGUUGAGCAU
Messenger RNA from Alternaria alternata, 2182 nucleotides. RefSeq lists its product as hypothetical. The record is from RefSeq and is a predicted model, not a curated record. Bases 7 to 1704 code for a protein of 565 amino acids. The transcript has a single exon. Lineage: Eukaryota; Fungi; Ascomycota; Dothideomycetes; Pleosporales; Pleosporaceae.